This is a messenger RNA of Schistocerca gregaria, 932 nucleotides long. RefSeq lists its product as uncharacterized. Bases 13 to 924 code for a protein of 303 amino acids. Gene Ontology annotation, molecular function: structural constituent of ribosome. Lineage: Eukaryota; Metazoa; Arthropoda; Insecta; Orthoptera; Acrididae. The transcript is spliced from 2 exons. Gene Ontology annotation, cellular component: ribosome; mitochondrial large ribosomal subunit. The record is from RefSeq and is a predicted model, not a curated record. Gene Ontology annotation, biological process: translation; ribosome assembly.
UGAAGCAAUGAGAUGGGAGUAAGGUGGCAAAGAGUGGUGAAUAUAGAAGAGGUAUUGAGGAGGUACAUAGGGUUGAGAAGAUCAACAAGAGAUACGAAAAAGUCGAACGAUAGAGGAUGUCUGUAUUACCGAGCUUUGGUUUCAAAUCGAGACAGCGGGUUGUUAAGAGGGACAGGAUUGUCUAGAUGUACUCCAUCGUGGCUUACCGAUAGGCAUAUUUUCCAUGGGAACAUAUUAGGGAUGAGUACAUUGUCUAGAACAGAGAGGUUUAAUAGGGAUAUUCUGUCGAAUGUUGAUAGACGAGCGUCUUUUCUGCUUGGUCGCGAACUAGUACGGUCCUAUGCAACUAAAAACAGCAGUGAUAUUUUUGUGCAAGCAUUCGCCCAUCAGGAGCAGCCUCGUAUUCCUAUUCCUAGACCUAAGCAAGCAUCUAGCAAAAUGCGUUCACGUUAUAGAAAUCGUGAUUUUUUGGAGUCAGUAGCCCAUAGACGACAGGCUCAGACUUCUAUUAGAAAACUCUAUCCAAUUUGCCGAAUGAUUAAACGCGCUCCUGUUGAUAAAGCUCUACGUCUGUUAGAUAUCUAUCCCCAAAAAGCCGCUUCUUUCGUCAGAGAGGCCGUUAUUUGCGCAAGGAAUAAUGCUGUACAUAGAAAAUUCCAUGCAGAAGAUCUUUAUAUUGCACGUAUUGUUCUUGGCCGCGGCCCUUACUUGAAACGACUGAUUCCACAUUCCAAGGGACGGGCUGGUCUGAUCACUAUCCCCUACACUCAUAUUAGCGUCUUUGUUCGGCCAAGAGUGCUGAAGCCGGAUAAGCAGCUCAAGGAUCCCAUGGAAACUAAAGAAGUUCCCGUGGAGGAGGAAUUGAGAGAACCGGUCAAAGAAGAAAAACCUAAACGAACAUGGUGGCCAUUUAGCAAAAAAUAAGCUAUAAC